Molecule: messenger RNA, 891 nt
Organism: Cyclospora cayetanensis
Lineage: Eukaryota; Apicomplexa; Conoidasida; Eucoccidiorida; Eimeriidae
Exons: 4
Coding region: 1-891 (296 amino acids)
Source: RefSeq, a predicted model, not a curated record
AUGGAUAAUCGGGGAGGGCAUGGGCAACGUGGUUAUGCGAGGCCAGAUAUUUCCCGCCAGUGGAAUGGGCCGCCAGUUGAUCUUUUCCCCAGUAGAGUUUUCGGCGACAGCCGACCAGAAAACGACAGAGAGAGUCGUUCACCGACUCCAAUGGCCUCCUGUGGAGAACGUCAUCCACUGAAAACACCGCCCCAAGACCUGUUCCUCUCACCCUCUGGUAAUUUGAGAGAAUUCCCAGGAGCGAAUUCGCUUGCAUGGGAACGAUUUGGACCUCCAAUGAGCUCAGCUCCGGAUCGAUUAUCAGAUCGUCCAGGAGUCGCGGGGCUUAACACUCCAGCGGAAUCCUCUAGGAGCACUAGGGAAUGGGUGGCAGUUACUGCGUACCAGCCCGUAGACGUCGUGACGAGGACGGUGGAAGUGCCAGUCACUCGGACUGUGGACGUUUUCGUGCCGAAGCCGGUGCUUCGCGAAAAGAUUGUUGAAGUGCCUAAAUUGGUGCCCAAGUACAUAGAGAAGAUUGUCGAAGUCCCACAAAUUGAAUGGGUUGAGCGGGUUGUCGAGGUACCAGAGGUAAUAUACAAUACCAAGGUGGUUCCCAAAGUUGAAAUAAGGGAAAAUAUCGUAGAAAAGCCGGUGUUCCAUCAGAAGUGGGUAGAGAAGAUUGUUGAAGUUUCGGUUGUAGAAGAAGUAAUUCGCUACAGGACCAUCCACGAACCAGAGGAAAUAAUAAAGUACAUUCCUCGAGGCCAUCAAGAGGAAGAGUGGAGAGGAGCGCCUAUUCUGACAGUUCCGCCUCACCAAACUCCGGAACUGCCGCCUAAGUGGGGGGGCACACCCCAGCCUUCUCCCCGACAUCCACUGGUGCAAGCAGCUACUCAACGAGCAGAAUAG